Messenger RNA from Vigna unguiculata (cowpea), 1058 nucleotides. RefSeq lists its product as uncharacterized. The record is from RefSeq and is a predicted model, not a curated record. NCBI's taxonomy places the organism in Eukaryota, Viridiplantae, Streptophyta, Magnoliopsida, Fabales, Fabaceae.
UUGGAUCUAGUCAAGUCAUAGUCUUAACCACGAUCUAUAUAUAAUUCUCAAUUCAUUUUCUCUUUCUUUCGCAAUAAUCUUAAACCCUCAGAAAACUCCGCCCAACAACAACGUUAACCGAAAAAAAAAACCACCUUUGUUGUUCUUUCCGCACAUGUUGAACCAUUUUGUCUGUGGCAGUUUCCAGCACCAAGAAGAAGAUGUUGCACCACCAUGUUCAAGCCCCAAGAGGUCCAAGAGAAGAAAAGAAAGUAGAAAUAACAACCCAUAUUCCGAUCGAGGCUUAGACAAAUUUUCAGCACUUUUGGCUGAUCUUGACGAGAGAAGGCAAAAGGUGUACUCUCAAACCAGUCCUCAGGAGAUAUCUUUGGUCCGGUUUGCCUAUUCGAGCAACGACGAUUUCGUUCCCAUAGUGGUCAAACUGAAAAACAAGGAUCAGAACAAGAAACACAACAGUGAAGAACUCAAAAUGACACACAUGACAUCUUUCUCGGAGCAAUUGGAGAAAUCGGCCGAAGAAGCAACCGUGGAAGAAAGGAAGCAACACAACAAAAAGUCGGAAUCUCAUAAGAAGAAAAAUUUUAGGUUUUCUUGGAAUAUGUUGAAGUGGCCUUCUUUCUAUGUGCCAGCGGUUGUUAUUUUGAUUUUGGUUUUUCUGAUUGUGUUUGGGAGAUCUGUUGCAACACUCUGCACUUGUGUUGUGUGGUAUGUGGUUCCCACGUUGAGUGAAUUUUACUAUGAUAGUUCGAAGCCAAGGAAAUCGGUGAUGAACUGGAAGAAGAGAGAUUACGUUUGGGGAUGGUUGAAUGACACGAAGAUGGUGAAUCCUGAAGAGUUAGGUUCUCCAAGAAGACGUGGUGAUUUCAAUGGCAAGAGUUCAGGGAAACACGGCCACCAGAAAAGCUGGUGAAGAUUGUUUAUCUGUGUAAAUAUGUGUAGUUUUUGUUGGUGACGUUCUUGAGACAGGUUCAAAUUUCAAUCCUUCUCUUGUUCACGUUUUGCCACUGUAAUUAAAUCUGAUCCUUGUACAUCUUGUUAAUAAUAUGGUUUUGUUAGAA